CUAUAAGUUGGCAAUUUCCGGAGAAGUUGCGUCCCCCAAAAUCCCCAACAACAAUGGAGAUUAGUUCGCCCACUUCCGGAGGCCGCACUGAACCGCUUCUGGUGUCACAAGACGACGCCGUACAGCCGCCCGGAAACACAUCGUGGAGACUCGAUGUUAAGGAGUUCCGGCUGCCCCAGCAGAACGGUACUAGCGGUAACGACCAUGACAGUAGACGGAGUCGUUUCGCUUUCCGUCGCCUCUGCGCCACCAAGAAAAAGUACAAGGUUGAAGAAUAUUACAAGAAACAAGAAAGGCUUCUUGAAGGGUUCAGUGAGAUGGAGACCAUGACUGAAGAGGGUUGGUUGCCCGGAAGUCUUACCGAGGAUCAAAUGAAGCAGCUAGCGAAGAGUGAGCGGAUGGCGGUUCAUGCAUCAAACGUAGCUAAUUUGGUUCUUUUUGCUGCAAAAGUUUAUGCUUCAAUUAUGAGCAGAUCAUUGGCAGUUAUUGCCUCUACCUUGGAUUCCCUCUUGGAUCUCUUAUCCGGCUUUAUUUUGUGGUUCACUGCUAAUGCCAUGAAAAAUCCCAACCAGUUUCGCUAUCCUAUUGGGAAGAAACGUAUGCAACCAGUGGGUAUCAUUGUCUUCGCAUCUGUUAUGGCUACUCUUGGACUGCAAAUAUUGAUCGAGUCUGGUCGGGAACUCGUCUCUCAGUCACCGCCCGAAAAAAUGAAUGGUACGCAGGAGAAUUGGAUGAUUGGCAUCAUGGUUUCGGUCACAGUAGUGAAGUUUGUGCUCAUGCUCUACUGUCGUAGAUUUGAAAAUAAAAUUGUACGGGCCUAUGCACAAGACCAUUUUUUCGAUGUCAUUACUAAUUCAGUUGGUUUAGCAGCAGCAGUCCUAGCUGUCCGGUUCGUCUGGUGGAUUGAUCCUACUGGUGCUAUUAUAAUAGCACUAUAUACCAUUAAUACAUGGGCAAAGACAGUCUUGGAGAAUGUACAUGCGCUAAUUGGAAGAACAGCACCACCUGACUUUUUGGCAAAGUUGACAUACUUGAUAUGGAACCACCACGAAGAGAUCAAGCACAUCGACACAGUGAGGGCGUACACAUUUGGUUCCCAUUACUUUGUGGAGGUUGACAUUGUCUUGCCAGAAGACAUGCUACUGAACAAAGCGCACAACAUUGGCGAGACUCUCCAAGAGAAGCUCGAGCAACUCCCUGAAGUGGAACGGGCUUUUGUGCAUAUAGAUUUUGAGUUCACUCACAGGCCGGAACACAAGAACAGUGUAUGAUAACGAUGACAGCGGUAGUGAAGAUGGUAGUAACUUGUAGAGCUAUGUUUUUUCACAGACCGAAGUUUUUUAAAUAAGCAUUGGGUUGUGCAUUCAUUUUGUUAUUGCUAUUUGCUUGUACAACCAAUGCUUGUAGAACUUUAUGGAAUUACCUUUCCUGUGUAGCUUUUAUUUUUCUCAACAGUAAGUAUUUACUCAUU
Molecule: messenger RNA, 1471 nt
Organism: Pyrus x bretschneideri (Chinese white pear)
Lineage: Eukaryota; Viridiplantae; Streptophyta; Magnoliopsida; Rosales; Rosaceae
Product: metal tolerance protein 9
Exons: 6
Coding region: 54-1271 (405 amino acids)
Biological process (GO): transmembrane transport; monoatomic cation transport
Cellular component (GO): membrane
Molecular function (GO): monoatomic cation transmembrane transporter activity
Source: RefSeq, a predicted model, not a curated record